AUGAUAUCCACGACGACACUGCGGCCGGCCACAGCAGCAGCAGCAUACAUCUGCCACCGCUGCAUCACACGACAGCUGGUUCGACACCGCCGCCGCCCGCAAUUGCGCUUCCAAUCGACUGAUGCCGGUGGAGCUUCUUCACCCGCAAUCACCCGGCUGCCCGGCGGCCUGCUGCGGCGCGCACAGCAGCUGAGUAAGGAGCACGCAGAGCUCGAACGGAAGCUGAGCGACGACUACAACAAGAGGACGGCCACACGAGUCGGGCAGCUAACAGGCGUCAGCCGGGCCCUGAAAGACUACGAGGAUGCCCUCAACAACCUGAAAGAGCUCCACGAGCUCGUCACAGACCGCACGCUCGACGCCGACCUCCGCGCAGAAGCCGCAAGCGACAUCACCGCCACCGAAGACUCCCUCUCAACCCUCUCCGCAGCGCUAACCCGUGCCCUCGUGCCCCCGCACCCGUUUGCCCACCUCCCCGCGCUCCUCGAAGUGCGCCCCGGCACCGGCGGCUCCGAGGCAAGUCUGUUCGCUAACGACCUGCUCAAGAUGUACACCACCUACUGCACACUCCGCGGCUGGCCUGUCUCCAUGGUCUCGCAUACGCCCACCACCGAGGGCGGCGACGGCAUCACCGAGGCCAUCUUUUCCGUCGACGUCCCCGGCGCAUACGACACCCUGCGCGGCGAGGCCGGCGUCCACCGUGUCCAGCGCGUGCCGGCAACCGAGAAGCAGGGGCGCACGCACACGUCGACUGCGACGGUGAUGGUGCUGCCGUCGUUUGAGAGCAUGGAGCCUGGUGAGGGCGAGGAGGACCCCGACAGUAUAAUUGAUAUGAAGGAUGUCAGAAUUGACAUUAUGCGCGCGAGGGGCGCGGGCGGGCAGCAUGUUAAUACGACGGACUCGGCGGUGCGCAUGACGCAUUUGCCGACGGGGCUGGUGGCGGCGAUUCAGGACUCAAGAAGCCAGCAUAAGAAUAGGGAGAAGUGUCUGCUGGUGCUGAAGAGUCGGGUGGCGGCGGUGAGGAGGGCAGAGAGGGAGGCGGAGGAGCUGGCGCUGAGGAGGGGCGUGGCAAAGGUGAAUGCGGGGAGGGCAGAUAAGUUGCGGACGUAUAACUAUAUUCAGAAUAGGAUCACGGACCACCGCUGCGGGUUCAGUCUGCACGAUCUGCCCAGCUGCAUGGAGGGCAUCACGCUGGGGACGUUGAUGGAGCAGGUGCGCAAGUGGCAGAUGGAGCGGGACGUGGAGAACUUGGAUCCCGAUGCGUGA
Molecule: messenger RNA, 1266 nt
Organism: Morchella importuna
Lineage: Eukaryota; Fungi; Ascomycota; Pezizomycetes; Pezizales; Morchellaceae
Exons: 4
Coding region: 1-1266 (421 amino acids)
Biological process (GO): translational termination
Molecular function (GO): translation release factor activity
Source: RefSeq, a predicted model, not a curated record